This is a messenger RNA of Adelges cooleyi (spruce gall adelgid), 820 nucleotides long. It is a transcript of the gene Irbp18, whose product is annotated as CCAAT/enhancer-binding protein gamma. The record is from RefSeq and is a predicted model, not a curated record. Lineage: Eukaryota; Metazoa; Arthropoda; Insecta; Hemiptera; Adelgidae. The transcript is spliced from 4 exons. Gene Ontology annotation, biological process: regulation of transcription by RNA polymerase II; DNA-templated transcription. Gene Ontology annotation, molecular function: DNA-binding transcription factor activity, RNA polymerase II-specific; RNA polymerase II cis-regulatory region sequence-specific DNA binding. The coding region runs from base 170 to 544 and encodes 124 amino acids.
UAAGAUAAUGCGUUUUAUCUGUUGCAGUAUUUCAUGAAUACAUGCAAAUUAAUUCUAUUGAAGAAUAAUAAUUGUUUAUUAAUUUUCGCAACACCGGAUUUGAUUCUUUGACUUAAGUAAAAUUCUACCUUCGUGUACGACGAUCGUUUAAGCGCGUGUGUCGCGGUGCAUGGCUCGUAAAAAUAAGGAAAAUAAAAAUAUGGCUUUAUCGGCCUUACUAAGAGACGAAGCUGAUAGCAGUGAGGAUGACUAUCGGCGCAAACGAGAUAAAAACAAUCAAGCUGUUAAAAGAAGUCGAGUCAAAAGUAGGAUGCGUACUCAACAAACAUUACAACGCGUCAACCAAUUAAAAACCGAAAACGAUAUGUUAGAAGAAAAAAUUAAGCUUUUAAGUAAAGAGCUGGGAUUUUUAAAAGAGUUAUUUAUGGCGCAAGCAGGCACAUCACAAAUUGAAAUUCCAAAAUCUGUUGACUUAAAAACAUUGUUAAGUGACACUACAUCUGACAUUCUCGAUAAUAAUAUAUCUAAACUUCCUACAUCGUAGGCAAACAACAAAAAGUUCAAAUUAUGUAUGGCCCUUACUGUAAAGUAUAAUAUUUAAAAUAGAUAUAGUUUAGACUUUAAUUUAAAUAGUUCUGAACAUGAUUUUUUUUCUUUAACAUUACUGUUCUGAUAAGAAGGCAACAUGCAGGUUGUGCAAUAAUUAUUUUCCUCAAAAUGUUUACUGUUUUUUUAAAGAUAUUUCUAUUCAAAGUUAUAUGUAAUUAUUUUAGUUAUUAAUUGUGAUGUUUGUUCCAUUAAUAUAGUGAUGUAUAUUUUA